CCCACUCCCCCAGCUCCCAGCAGCAGCCCAGCAGAAGCUCCUGAGGCUCGUCUCUGCUCUGGUUCACCUCGGAGGACUUGGAACUGUACAGGACUCUCUCAGAACAGAGGAUUCUUUCUUUCGAGCUCUUUUCCGCCGCAGCAUGGAGACCACCACUGGGGAAUAUGUUAACUAUGAGUAUUAUGAUGACAAUGAGACUGACUGUGACUUCUCAGAGUGGGAGCCCUCUUACUCCCUCAUCCCGGUCCUCUACAUGCUCAUCUUCAUCCUGGGCCUGUCGGGUAACGGCGUGGUCAUCUUCACCGUCUGGAGAUCCAAAUCGAAGCGCCGGGCUGCAGAUGUCUACAUUGGAAACCUGGCUCUCGCUGACCUCACCUUUGUUGUGACCCUACCUCUGUGGGCCGUGUACACAGCGCUGGGCUACCACUGGCCCUUCGGUGUGGCUCUGUGUAAGAUCAGCAGCUACGUUGUUCUGGUCAACAUGUAUGCCAGCGUUUUCUGCCUCACCUGCCUGAGCUUUGACCGCUACCUGGCCAUCGUGCACUCUCUGUCCAGCAGCAGGCUGCGCUCUCGGGGCACCAUGCUGGCGUCCUUGGGUGCUAUUUGGUUCCUGUCCGGCCUGCUGGCUGUGCCCACGCUGCUCUUCCGCACCACCGUGAACGACCAAAACAGCAACAGGACCACCUGCGCCAUGGACUUCAGCCUGGUGACGGGGAACCAGAGGCACGAGUACCUCUGGAUCGCCGGGCUCAGCCUGUCCUCCUCCGCCUUGGGUUUCCUCCUACCUUUCUUGGCCAUGACCAUCUUCUACUGCUUCAUUGGCUGCACCGUCACGCGCCACUUCAACAACCUGCGCAAGGAGGACCAGAAGAAGAAGCGGCUGCUGAAGAUCAUCACCACACUGGUGGUGGUCUUUGCCAUCUGCUGGACUCCCUUCCACGUCCUAAAGAGCAUGGACGCCCUGUCCUACCUGAACCUGGCUCCGAGCUCCUGCGGCUUAGUGCGCUUCGUGCUGCUUGCUCACCCCUACGCCACCUGCCUGGCCUACGUCAACAGCUGCCUCAACCCAUUCCUGUACGCCUUCUUCGACCUGCGCUUUCGUUCCCAGUGUCUGUGCCUGCUCAACCUGAAGAAGGCUAUGCAUGGCCAGAUGAGCUCCAUGUCGUCCACGCUCAGCGCCCAGACUCAGAAGUCAGAGGUUCAGUCUCUGGCCACCAAGGUGUAGAGAGUCAAAGGAAAGGUGGAGCGGGGCUGGUCCCAGCUCCGACCUCUGGAACACUUGUAAAAAAUCAGACUUUACGUGUCCAUUGUGCAAAGCUGGUAAGAUGAGAUGAUGAACUUUGAAUUGUCACUGCUCACAGUCAUGAAAUCCAUACGAAGUUCCUCCUCUUCUGCAGCCGGAGAGGCGGACGCUCUGUCUGUUGUGUGGACUCGAGGCAGGAGCCAGCCGGCUGAGCUCCUUCGCUACUCCGUUCCUCAAAGUCUCAGAGAAAAAAAAGUAUAUUUUUAGUUUUGUCCUGUUCUGCAAAAAGUCUCAUUUGUCAUUUCUGUGAUGUUGGGAAUUGUAAAUCAAUUGACAUGAAAUCUGUUUACACUGGAUGAAACAUAAAGAAGCUGUACAGUAUUUUCAUACCAUAGCAUUUUUUUUUCUUGUUCAGAUCUAUUGCUGUUUUGUUUUAGAAGCACUUGUUAAAGAAACGCGUGUGCAGGGAAACCAAACAGAGCAGUGUCCUCUUUAAAGCUUGUUUGUGAAGGUAGAAGUCUGGGCUGCAGGAGAGGGGGGGGUGUAAGAGGAGAAAAGGUGUUGCAGCUUAAUUAUAUAGUUUGUGGAGAGGAGACGGGGGCAGACAGGCAGAUGGCA
Messenger RNA from Chelmon rostratus (copperband butterflyfish), 1861 nucleotides. It is a transcript of the gene aplnra, whose product is annotated as apelin receptor a. Gene Ontology annotation, cellular component: membrane. The record is from RefSeq and is a predicted model, not a curated record. NCBI's taxonomy places the organism in Eukaryota, Metazoa, Chordata, Actinopteri, Chaetodontiformes, Chaetodontidae. Gene Ontology annotation, biological process: immune response; G protein-coupled receptor signaling pathway. The transcript has a single exon. Bases 143 to 1225 code for a protein of 360 amino acids. Gene Ontology annotation, molecular function: G protein-coupled receptor activity.